Molecule: messenger RNA, 1112 nt
Organism: Trematomus bernacchii (emerald rockcod)
Lineage: Eukaryota; Metazoa; Chordata; Actinopteri; Perciformes; Nototheniidae
Exons: 8
Coding region: 468-1112 (214 amino acids)
Source: RefSeq, a predicted model, not a curated record
AUGCCACCUUACAAAACCACAAGAUUCCAUGGUGCAACUGUAUUGGUCUCUCUGUAGACAAUGCAGCCGUGAACAUCGGACAACACAAUUCAAUCGCAUCAAGAGUUCUGCAAAACAACCACAGUGUUUAUGUACAUGGUUGCCCGUGUCAUAUUUUACACAACACUGCAAAGCGAGCAGGUCUUACCUUUACUGAGGUGUCACAUUUUGAUCUGGAGGACGUUGUGGUUGAUGUGGGCUUUUGGUUUAAAGGAAGCACCAACCGCAAGGGAUUUCUGGCAGAGUUUUGUGAGCUCUUUGAGUCAGAAUACCUGGAAGUCCUACAGCAUGCCUCUGUGCGGUGGUUGAGCCUUGAAACCUGUGUGACCCGCAUUCUGAGAUUGUACGAGCCACUUGCCAGCUAUUUCCAAUCAACAGAGGGGAAUCAGCCAAGACUGAAGAGGCUACAGGGAGCCUUUUCUGACCCCAUGACUGAAGUGUAUCUCCUCUUCUACCAAGCAACCAUACCAGCCUUCACCUCUCUGAAUCUCCUCUUCCAGAGACAACAUCCAUCUAUAUUUUUAUUGCAAGAUGAGAUGAUUACAUUCAUCCGCAAGCUCUGCUCCAAGUUCCUCUUGCCCACAGUACUGCAGACCCACCUUAAGCCUCAGGACAUCCCAUAUGUGGAUAAGGAGAACCAUCUGCCUGGAUACAAACUGAAUGUCGGCUUCAUCACCAGGGUGAGGCUCAAUCAUCUCCUGGAUGCUGGGGACAUCACCGCCCAGAAAGUGGAGUUAUUCCACACCGCAUCCCUCAACUUCUUUGUGAAAGCUGUAGAGUAUGCUCUACAAAGGCUGCCUAGUGAGCCUUUGCUGAAGCAUGCCAGGUUUCUUGAUGUGAGGCAGAGGGCAGAAUGUGGGGUGGAGGAUGCCCUCUACUUUGUUGACAGGUAUGCCCACCUUCUCCCCUACCACAGCCCACAAGAUCAUGACUCAUUGGGGGAGGAGUUCCUGGACUACCAGACCAUGCCUGUGCCAAUAUUGGAAGCAGACCCAGAUAUUGAGGGCUUCUGGGCCAACAUGGCCAGUUUAAAACACAAGGUGACAGGUGUGGGCCAUAGACUGUAUAUAUAA